Messenger RNA from Drosophila nasuta, 839 nucleotides. RefSeq names its product TBP-associated factor 10b (gene Taf10b). The record is from RefSeq and is a predicted model, not a curated record. Lineage: Eukaryota; Metazoa; Arthropoda; Insecta; Diptera; Drosophilidae. The coding region runs from base 67 to 543 and encodes 158 amino acids. Gene Ontology annotation, molecular function: promoter-specific chromatin binding; RNA polymerase II general transcription initiation factor activity. Gene Ontology annotation, cellular component: SAGA complex; nucleus; transcription factor TFIID complex. Gene Ontology annotation, biological process: transcription initiation at RNA polymerase II promoter. The transcript has 2 exons.
UUACAACGGUCACACUUUCCACUAGCAGUUUUCCAGAACGUUUGCAUUUGUUUUGUUUUGGGCGAAAUGGUCGGCUCCAACUUUGGCAUUAUUUACCAUCCAAGCGCUGGUGGUUCCUCGGGACAAGCCAACUCCGGUGGUGGUGGAGGAGGUGGCGCCUCUGGUGGUAGCAGCAACUUUAAUGCCAUUGCUGGCGGAGAUCGCACAGCUCCAGCUUCGCAUCUCAGCGACUUCAUGUUGCAGCUGGAGGAUUACACUCCUCUACUGCCGGAUGCAGUGACAUCGCACUACUUGAAUAUGGGCGGUUUCCAUGCGGAUGACAAGCGUAUUGUGCGCUUGAUUUCGAUUGCAACGCAGAAAUUCAUGUCGGACAUCAUCGAUGAUGCCCUGCAGCAUUCCAAGGCACGGACACACAUGCAGAACGCAAGCGCACCCGGCGGCUCCAAGGCCAAGGAUCGUAAAUUCACCCUCACAAUGGAAGAUUUGCAGCCCGCUUUGGCCGACUAUGGCAUCAAUGUGCGCAAAAUGGAUUACAGUCAGUAGACUGAAGAGAUUAUCGGAGACAAGUCUUUUAGUUUAUACAUUUAGUUUAAAUUCCACACGCAAGCAAUAAAAGCUCCGACAUAAGUUUAGUACAAUGUAAGCUGCUUAAUAUUUAUUUAAGGUAAAGCGUACAAAGCGCUUCCAGUAUCUGGAUUCAAAAUACCCGCUAGACAAUUAUUUGGAAAGGGUAUGAAUCAGUUAUUGGCAGUAGGCUAAAGAUAUUGUAUUACCAUAUUUUGUAAGCCUUCAAUUUUUUUUAAACAACUCUUUUUUUAAUUAAAAAGUUUAAGCCAUUA